Molecule: messenger RNA, 1190 nt
Organism: Loxodonta africana (African savanna elephant)
Lineage: Eukaryota; Metazoa; Chordata; Mammalia; Proboscidea; Elephantidae
Product: olfactory receptor 5V1-like
Exons: 1
Coding region: 183-1190 (335 amino acids)
Biological process (GO): G protein-coupled receptor signaling pathway
Cellular component (GO): membrane
Molecular function (GO): G protein-coupled receptor activity; odorant binding; olfactory receptor activity
Source: RefSeq, a predicted model, not a curated record
GAGAAAGAGCAGUGAAACAUUGGGUGUAUUUACAUCUAUGUGGGUGAUAGGUAGGAGCUGUGGUUUGUGCAGGGGUGCUGCUCCUCUGGAUUUGAAUCCGAUGUAGAUGGUGAUGAUUUUUAUUUUUAACAUUUUUUUUGUUGUUUUUGUUGUUGUUUUGCAGACCGUUGCUACUGCAGCACAUGAUUACUGUAAUCUGUGCCUCCCUUUGCCCAGUUCCCAAAAGGAAACCAGGCAACAUCAUGGAAGGAAAGAAUCAAACAGCUCUAUCUGAAUUCAUCAUCUUGGGAUUCUGCAACCUAAAUGAAUUACGGUUUUUACUAGUCACCAUCUUCCUUCUGACUUAUAUCUGCACUUUGGGAGGGAAUAUAUUCAUUAUUUUGGUGACUAGGGCUGAUCCACACCUACACACUACCAUGUAUUAUUUUCUAGGGAACUUGGCCUUUCUUGACAUCUGCUACACCACCACCAAUGUCCCCCAGAUGAUGGUGCAUCUUCUAUCUCAGAAGAAAAGCAUUUCCUAUGGGGGAUGUGUGGUUCAACUUUUUGCAUUCAUUUUCUUCGUAGGAUCGGAGUGUCUCCUCCUGGCAGCAAUGGCAUAUGAUCGUUACAUUGCAAUCUGCAAACCUUUAAGAUAUUCACUUUUUAUGAGCAAAGUACUAUAUAGCCAGUUAGCAGCCUCAUGCUGGACUGGUGGUUUUCUCAACUCAGUGGUGCACACAGUACUGACAUUCCACCUGCCCUUCUGUGGCAACAACCAGAUUAAUUAUUUCUUCUGUGACAUCCCGCCUUUGCUGCUUUUGUCUUGUGGGGACACAUCUGUCAAUGAACUGGCAUUGCUUUCCACUGGAGCCUUCAUUGGCUGGACACCUUUCUUGUGUAUCAUCUUUUCCUACCUUUACAUAAUCUCCACCAUCUUGAAAAUUCAAUCAUCAGAAGGGAGGAAAAAGGCCUUUUCUACAUGUGCCUCCCACCUGGUCAUUGUCCUUCUCUACUAUGGCAGUGCCAUCUUCACAUAUGUGCGGCCCAUCUCAUCUUACUCAUUGGAGAAAGACAGGCUGAUCUCAGUAUUGUACAGUGUUGUAACUCCCAUGCUAAACCCUAUAAUUUACACAUUGAGGAAUAAGGACAUCAAAGAGGCCAUGAAAGUUCUGGGAAGGAAGUGGCAGCCAUCAAGUUCCCUCUUUUGA